AUGCAAGUCGAGAAGACUGAUAAUCAUAAGCCUAUGCAUCGAGAUUCAAAUGUUGACUCUCACCUGAGCCAAUUUUCUAUAAACAGACCAAGCGGGACCGCAUCGUCGUCCAAGCCUUCGCUUAGUUCACUCUCUACCGACAGUGAUCAGGCGAAGUCAAUUCUGCAGAAUACGCAGGGGACGAUUAUACAGCCCUCGGAUUCUCAUAAUUAUGUACCGAACACAACUCAAGGACCGCCUGCAGCAGAAUUGCCAUUGGGCGUCUACCCUGGAGAUGUCAAUGAGACGUAUGAUGGCUCGAAUUCUAGUGCCCCUAAAUUUUCCAUUGAUUCAUCCAACCUUGGCUCUGAAAUGCGAGAUUUACAACCAGAGAUGGCCAACACAGCUGUUGACAUCGACAUGACGAUGUCAAAUGAUCCAGAGGUGUCCCUGCACUUCGAUCCUACUCUUUUCGAUCAAUCAAUGCUUUCUACUAUCAACUGGCUUCCUAACGAAUUCCUCUCCACGGCCACUAUCAGCCAGCCACAACUGACCGCUGUUUCUUCACAAUAUGACCAAUCUUUCGGUCCAGGUCCAUAUUUCUCGCGCACAGCUUGGCAACCACCGGUUGUUCAAGCUGGGCAGAUUAGUCCUUUACAUCCAGAACCAGUAUCUCAAUCACCCUCUGUGCAUGUACCGUUGGGAAACAUGGAAAGCCCUAAUCAAUAUCCACAUGCUUUAAGCGAGACUUCUCCUCAUACUGAGUCAGUGGGCUCUGCCAAACGAUCAGCGGAUUAUUAUGUUGAUGGCGCCGGAUCCAGACUUCCAAAAUAUAGAAAGAAACAUCCACCUUGGUCCAGAACAUCCGCAGAACCGGUCGAUGCUGGAAGACACAUGCUCCUUGAAGACAGUGAGCACCGCUUUGAGUUUCCCAUCAUCUCCGAACUUCAAACAGAUCAGAUAUCAAAAGAUGUAGUACGAUUCGCCCAGCGUAUCGAGCCCUCCGCCUACGACAAGAUCUAUCGGCAUUUCCUCUCGUUAUGUCGCCACGAGAAUCCAUUUUUUGAAGUCUUCGAAUCAGACGGAUUUCCUACCCUGGAUGAAUGCAAUUGGUUUAUUGCCUUUUUCUUCGACUCUUUCCAGGCCGUUUACCCGGUUCUGCAUCUUCCGACCUUUGAUCCAAAUUCAUGCCACUGGCUCUUAACAUUGUCUAUAGUAGCAGUUGGCUGCCAUGUUGCACAUAUGCCCGAGAUGGAACAAUGCACAAAUGCUCUCCACGAGUUGAUUCGGCGGGGUAUCUAUGUCGAGGUAUAA
Penicillium soppii is the source of this 1293-nucleotide messenger RNA. RefSeq lists its product as uncharacterized. Gene Ontology annotation, molecular function: zinc ion binding; RNA polymerase II cis-regulatory region sequence-specific DNA binding; DNA-binding transcription factor activity, RNA polymerase II-specific. NCBI's taxonomy places the organism in Eukaryota, Fungi, Ascomycota, Eurotiomycetes, Eurotiales, Aspergillaceae. Gene Ontology annotation, cellular component: chromatin. Gene Ontology annotation, biological process: regulation of transcription by RNA polymerase II; DNA-templated transcription. The record is from RefSeq and is a predicted model, not a curated record. The coding region runs from base 1 to 1293 and encodes 430 amino acids. The transcript has a single exon.